AUGUCCCCUAGACGAAGCAUCAUAGUAACAGGCCAGUUCCCCAGAAUCACCUCCGAGCCCCUUCAUACAAUCCCAGUUAACAGCAUCACACGCCAGUUCGCCCCGCAACCAAACACCCAUAUCGCCAUCUUUGAUAUCAAUGCCACAACAGGCGCGGCCGUGGUCGAGCAGCUACGGUCCGAGUUCCCUUCGUCCAGCUUCAGUUUCGAGAGAGUCGACGUCUCCAGCUGGGAGAGCCAGGCUGCGGCCUUCGAGAAUGUUGUUGCCCAGCAAGGCCGGGUAGAUGUUGUCUUUGCGAAUGCGGGGAUCACAGAGAAAGGAUCUCUUAUGCCGGAGAAGGAUGGAAAGCCGACAAAGCCGGAACUGGCAACGAUAAAUGUUAACUUUAUUGGGGUUUUGUAUAGUGUUAAACUGGCUCUUCAUUAUAUCUCAAAGAAUGAGGCCGUCAACGGUUCAAAGGGGAGUGUCAUCUGUACUGCCUCGAAUGCAGGAUUAUAUCCCUUCCCCAUGGCUCCGUUGUAUUCGGCCACAAAGCACGGUGUGAUCGGGUUGGUGAGGUCGCUUGCGAGGCCGUUGGAGAGGGAGCAGAUUCAGAUCAACGGGUUUGCGCCAGCAGUGAUCGAAACGAAUAUUGCGCCGAGCUCAGACCUGUUCAAGACGAUGAUCCUGACGCCGAUGUCGACUGCUCAACGGGCUGCUCAGCAGUUUGUGAGUGAUCCUUCGUUGACCGGCAAGAUUGCGGAGUUGCAUGGUGAGCAGGUCACGUUUGCUGAGCCUCCUGCGUACGUGGAUGAAGAUACGGGGAGGAAUAUUGAGAAUUUUUGGUCACUGGGGUAUGCCUAG
This is a messenger RNA of Aspergillus nidulans FGSC A4, 843 nucleotides long. Its product is annotated as putative short chain dehydrogenase/reductase. The transcript has 4 exons. NCBI's taxonomy places the organism in Eukaryota, Fungi, Ascomycota, Eurotiomycetes, Eurotiales, Aspergillaceae. The record is from RefSeq and is a predicted model, not a curated record. Bases 1 to 843 code for a protein of 280 amino acids.